UGACGAGCGGGACACUUGAAGACAUUAUUGUCUAACAAUUCAGACGAUUUGAAUCCGGUCCCGAAGCAAGAAGCCAAAUCUCCGUGGCGAGGAGAUGAAGCUGCUCGCUGUCUUCGCCCUCUUCUGCGUGUUGGCGUACGCCUCGGCCGAUCCGACACCUGCCGUUUACGAUGAACCGACUGACGAACUGAAUUCUUUCGAAGAAUCAGCGUCCGACGAAAUGCCGAUGACGUACGAUAUGUCGACAAUGACUCGCCAUCGUCGGUUAACCUGUGUAUCUUUAUUUAAAAACGGUCGUUCUGCCUGUGCGCGAAAGUGCAUACGACGAGGUCAUUUGGGCGGUUUUUGCCAUGGCGGUAUCUGCAAAUGUCGUGGGCUACCCUACGCGAAAAAUCCGGUUGAAUUUUCCCGGCCUUUUUCGACGCCCAACCAGAAAGCCUUCUUCCGCAAUAAAGAUCCUUUCAAAAAACCAGCGUUCAACAAAAUGCCGAUGACAUACAAUAUGUCGACAAUGACUCGCCAUCAGUUAACCUGCGAUUUGCUGCUUGGAAUCGGUGCCUGUGCGCAAAAGUGCAUACAACAAGGUCAUUUCGGCGGUUUUUGCCAUGGCGGUAUCUGCAAAUGCCGUGGUCUACUCUACAACGCGAAAAAUCCGGUUCAAUUUUCCCGGCCUUUUUCGACGCCGAACCAGAAAGCCUUCUUCCGCAAUAAAGGUCCUUUCAAAAAACCAGCGUUCAAAAAAAUGCCAAUAACGCGCUAUAAGCCGGCAAAAGCCCGCCAUCCUCGGAUAACCUGUGAUCUCCUAUCUAUGUUUAAAAUCAGUCAUUCUGCCUGUGCGCUAAAGUGCAUAUAUCAAGGUCAUUCGGGCGGUUCUUGCUAUAAAGGUAUCUGCAAAUGCCAUCCAUCCUACGACGCGAAAAAUUCGGAUAAAUUUUCCGACUCUUUUUUUUGGAACCAAAAACCCGUUUAUCAGGUACCCUAUAAAUAUUAUUAUAUUCCCAAAAAAUUAUUUCUAUCCGAGAAAUCUACGAAGCAAAUAGCAUCAAAAUAAGUUUCGAAACAAUUGUCGUUAUUUCUUUAUUUUCAAACGUUUUAUAGUGCCAAUUACCUUUGGCACGACAAAGAAGCUCGUUUGAGACAAAGAAAAUAACGACAACUGUCUCAAGGCUUAUUUUGAUCGUCGACUUCCCGAUACGUCUCUUCGGCCAGUUUGAUCGUUUACAUCGAAUCCACGUGCUCUCACCGUUCGUUUCCGUGAUACUGACUACGCGUCAGUCAUGUAUGCCAUCGUAUCGUUCUCAGGAUUAAUCAUCGUGAUCGAUUGUUGACAAUGCGCUCGGCUGUUUGUUCUUCUUGCUAUUCUUUCCCUUCGCUUAUUCUCUCGCAGCGUGCGUGUUAUGUAUAUGCGCGGACUGUGUGAAUUUUCGCAAAAACCCGAUAUUACUUUUCCGUCAGUGGAAAUUGUUUGAUCGGUUUUGCCGCACCGCAUGUCAUUUCAAUAAUAGCUGCCGUCGCUGCUGCGGCAACGGGCUUUUUACGCGGAUGUGAUGUGACGAAAAUUGAUAUUUAUCGGCAGUUAUUAACGGGAUUAAUUAGUCGAUCGUUUAUCUUAAUGGAACGAGUGCUAAUCUCGGGCCACAACAUCGAUUACGGCGAGUGUAUAAAAGAAAAAGGAAAAUGAAAAAUCGCGAGCCUGUAUUAAUGCCCAAAACCCUUUGAUAAUAAUUGAAAUUUGCUUCAAAUGAUUUGAAUUUGGUGUUGCAUGUAAGCUUGUCAAAUGAAUCACGACAAAUAUAAUGUUACAUGUAAUUCAACUGAAAAACUUAGAGAUCCAGCUCUAAAGUAUAAUCUGAAUAUCUCACGUGAGAAGUUCCAAGUGACGACUAUUAAGACAAGCCUAAAACCGAGCGUAGUCCCGCGAUAAAUAUUUCGAUGCGUACAUGUCGCUUAAUACCUAUAAUAGUAUGUAACGUUUAUAUAUGUAGCAUUUUCCGAGUAAUAUCAAUUAUUAAUAGUUAUUAUUGUAACUCUAAUAUUUACGUACACUGUUUUUACUUUAUAUAUAUAUAUAUAUAUAUCUUUUUAUAUUGUACAUUUACUUGUACCAUUAAAUAUAAUAU
Odontomachus brunneus is the source of this 2120-nucleotide messenger RNA. RefSeq lists its product as uncharacterized. The transcript is spliced from 4 exons. Lineage: Eukaryota; Metazoa; Arthropoda; Insecta; Hymenoptera; Formicidae. Gene Ontology annotation, biological process: humoral immune response; defense response to bacterium. The record is from RefSeq and is a predicted model, not a curated record. Bases 95 to 1051 code for a protein of 318 amino acids.